Molecule: messenger RNA, 838 nt
Organism: Nomia melanderi (Alkali bee)
Lineage: Eukaryota; Metazoa; Arthropoda; Insecta; Hymenoptera; Halictidae
Cellular component (GO): extracellular matrix
Source: RefSeq, a predicted model, not a curated record
AACAGGCUUUAACACGUACUGUCUCCUCCUUUUCGUCAGUUUCUUAUAUUACUUUCACCAGCAGACCGUCCUCUUACAAUCAGUUUUAUGCUGACUCCUAUGAACGAAGGUGUCUACCUACCAACGGAACAAUGAAUCAUUUAAUUAUCGCAAUCGUUCUGAUUAGCCCCUGCCUGGGGGACGUGUCGCAUCUUUUGUCAGAAUAUUCGACCACCACAACUCCGCCACCACCACCCAGGCCUUAUAGUUUCCAGUAUCAUGCCGGACGGUAUCCUGGAAAGGUAGAUCGAGUUCAUCAAGAAAGCGGAGAUGGUACUGGACACGUUCAAGGAUCUUACUCAUUCGUUGAUCCCAAACACAAACUGCGGACAGUACAGUACACUGCCGACGAAACUGGAUUCCAUGCCUCCUUAAUAAAUUACGAGGACACGGUUGCGCAACCUGUCGAUUCAGAAGCUGUACGGCUCGCCAAGGAGAAACAUUUUCGGCUUUAUCAGAAGAUCGCUGAAGCAAAUGCUCAUGGUGUUCCAGCGAGCCUCCCGCGAGAUUCCGUAAGUGUAGUGCGAGCGAAGGAUAGGCAUAAUCAGCUUUAUCAAAAAAUUGCAGAAGAACAUGCCGCGAUCGCCGCUCAAAGAGAAGCGGAACGAUUAGCUUAUGAAGCUACUUCUGUUGUGAACGACGUAAAUCCGGAUCAUACAUAUUAAUGCAAAGAAACAUUACAAGCAUUCAACCCAGUAGUAAGAUGAGCACUACAAAAUUGCGUAUUAUAACUCUCUUAACGUGCCGUAUGUUGUGUAGAUUUUCAAGUUGAUUGUAUCACUUUACAAAUUUAAUAAAA